CGUUACCGUCCUUGCUUUUACUCAGUGGUUGGCUCCGACACUAGACUGUCUCUUGCAUUUUUGCACUCACAUUAGCUAAACUGAUAGACGGCAUCAAAAGGUAUUGCUUGCAAACAUUGAGGGCCUCAAUAACCUCGGCAUGGAUGGAUUUACGGUGGAAUUGCGACCCGGCCGCUUAAAAGCUGUGCGUUGAUGCAGUGGCAUUCAUAUAGCAAUAACCAGCUCGCAUAACAACCCACGAGCCCAGCCAGGACCACUCAAAGAAGGACUACAAGCAGCCAUGUCGUUCGCGUGCAAGCAGCACACCGUCGCCCUGCGCCCGGCGCGGGCCGCUGUUGUUGUGCCUUGCCCCCGCCACGUCACGGCUCGAUUCGGUCAAAGCUCAAGCGAGUUUGAGCCCAAGUGUAACGACGUGCCUCUGGCGACCGAGAUGGACGAUGCCCAGAACGCUCGUCUGGAGGCUAUGGCCAAGGAGGCCUACCGCCGCGCCCAAGACGUCCUCAAAGGCAACAGCCAAAACUUCGCGCAGGCCCAGCCCACCACGCUCCAGUCGCUGUACGACCUGGCUCGCACCAGCCUGACCUCCGUCGACAGCGCCUCCCCCAGCCCCGCCUACGAGCUGCUGCUGGCGGCCGAGGGCGAGGCGGCGGACAAGAGCGCAGCCUCCGGCGCCGACGCCGACGCACCGCCCGCCGCCCCAGGCGGCCGCUUCGGCCCCCGCGUGUUCGCCUUCAACCUGGAGGAGGAGGUGGCCAUGGCCGAGUCAGAGGAGGACCCCGCCGCAGCUGCUGGGAUGCGGUCCCCAAGCUGGAGGGCCUGCUGGCGGCGCGGGCUGCCCGCCUGGCGUAGAUCGCAGCCGCCUCCGCCGCCCGCCGCAUCAGCCCCAACAGGAACCCGCCACGCUCCAGUCGCUGUACGAUCUGUCGGCGGCCGUGGACAGCGCCUCUGCCGGUGGCCACCGCGCCGACGACGCUCAUCGCGGCAGCCACCAUCACCAGCAGCACGGCCAGAGCGGCAGCAGCUACGUGAAGAUAUUUAUUGCAUUGAUUGUCUGGCGACAGUGCGUGGGAAGUAAGAACGUAAAAGGAUUCAUCGUGAUAGUAAAAGGGCGUGAUACGUACACGUUCAGGCAUACACAACCAAGUGCCUCGAGGAGGGAGCACUGGAUUCGUGCGGCGACGAGGCUUUUACAAGACAAGCACAAGCAUACGCACACACAUGUGGCGGUUUCUUUUUCUACAUGGAUUUUGACGCAAUGUGCACAUAAGUACAGGGUUACGCAUGGAAAGGGUGCCAGAGCAGGGUGUAUGUGUGUGUGGUCAAGUGUGUGGUUGGUACGAACACCUGGAACACCCACACACCCCGCGUACUGGCCAGUAGUUGUCAUAACAGCGGUAUGCUGAUCCAGCAUGAGAAGCAUCCGCAUCACCAAUAAACGCACCUGACGGCUGAGCAGCUAGCUAGCUUGCUGCUACAGCCCACGGCCACAUUAUUUGCACGCCCACGCCAUCUUAUCUGCCGCUUGCUACUGCCAUUCGAUGGCAGCCGGCAUAUGAUUGAUGGUGUGGCCCAUUCGGUAUGUUAACACACACGCUAUCAACACGUUAUGCAUGCGCUGGUAUAUCAGCGCUUUUUUAAAGGAAUGCUUAUUGGGAAAGUUGCUGAGCAACUACUAUUGCCCGCGGUAGGGUGUAACCUAGCACUUGCUGUCCCGGAGACUGACGUGAUGUGGGUUGGGCGGCUGGCAACGGCUAGCCCGCCCCACGAAUCGUUGGGGUUGUUUGAUUGCGGACUCAGAGCAUAGAAGGAGUAUGAUGGGUUCGUGAUGACACACCGUGUUUUGCUAUUGACAACAUGGCUGGGCGGCACGAGCCAAGUGUGACACGUAAGCACAUUGUGGGCAGGUACACCGGAAGAUUCCGCAGUCUGCCAUUGCGCACCGUUGCAAGACCAUUCUGCAGAAACUGGAAUAACCGGGAGGGCCCCCCUCCGCCGCUCGAUGUGACCGCAAUGGCUUCCGCCCCUACCCCUUCCCAUAUAUGACACGUAAGCCACAUUGUAG
Messenger RNA from Chlamydomonas reinhardtii, 2062 nucleotides. RefSeq lists its product as uncharacterized. NCBI's taxonomy places the organism in Eukaryota, Viridiplantae, Chlorophyta, Chlorophyceae, Chlamydomonadales, Chlamydomonadaceae. The coding region runs from base 281 to 1075 and encodes 264 amino acids. The record is from RefSeq and is a predicted model, not a curated record. The transcript is spliced from 7 exons.